CCGGAGAGGAUCAUCACUCUGACCGGCCCUACCAAUGCCAUCUUUAAGGCCUUCGCUAUGAUCAUCGAUAAGCUGGAAGAAGAUAUCAACAGCUCCAUGACCAACAGCACGGCGGCCAGCAGGCCCCCGGUCACCCUGAGGUUGGUGGUGCCGGCCACCCAGUGCGGCUCCCUGAUUGGGAAAGGCGGGUGUAAGAUCAAAGAGAUCCGCGAGAGUACGGGGGCCCAGGUCCAGGUGGCGGGGGAUAUGCUGUCCAACUCCACUGAGCGGGCCAUCACCAUUGCUGGCGUGCCGCAGUCUGUCACCGAGUGUGUCAAGCAGAUCUGCCUGGUCAUGCUGGAGACGCUCUCCCAGUCUCCGCAAGGGAGAGUCAUGACCAUUCCGUACCAGCCCAUGCCGGCCAGCUCUCCAGUCAUCUGCGCGGGCGGUCAAGAUCGGUGCAGCGACGCUGCGGGCUACCCCCAUGCCACCCAUGACCUGGAGGGACCACCUCUAGAUGCCUACUCGAUUCAAGGACAACACACCAUUCCUCCGCUCGAUCUGGCCAAGCUGAACCAGGUGGUAAGACAACAGUCUCACUUUGCCAUGAUGCACGGCGGGACCGGAUUCGCCGGAAUUGACUCCAGCUCUCCAGAGGUGAAAGGCUGGGUGCUAUAUAUUUUUGAACACUACAUUUGA
This is a messenger RNA of Mustela erminea (ermine), 678 nucleotides long. RefSeq names its product poly(rC)-binding protein 1-like. The coding region runs from base 58 to 678 and encodes 206 amino acids. Gene Ontology annotation, molecular function: mRNA binding; single-stranded DNA binding. Gene Ontology annotation, cellular component: cytoplasm; nucleoplasm; nucleus. The record is from RefSeq and is a predicted model, not a curated record. Gene Ontology annotation, biological process: positive regulation of transcription by RNA polymerase II. Lineage: Eukaryota; Metazoa; Chordata; Mammalia; Carnivora; Mustelidae. The transcript has a single exon.